AUGUUGGCAAUUUUUAAGAAAUCGAUCGCAACGAUUCCGUUGCCUGAGUACGUGACGUACGCCGAGAAUUCUGUUUCCGCCAUUGAAGAUGACGAUCUUGUGAAGUUCUUUGCGGAAAAUUUUCCAGAAUCAUUCGCCAUUGACAUGAGGCCUUCGUGUUAUCUUCGUGCUACGCCCAAUAAUCUGGAACCAACAAUUCCACGUCUUUUUGCUGCAAAAGACGACAUCUUUUGUAUCUUUCAAGGAAAGAUUGAUAACUUGGGAAGCUUGGAAGACAUGGACAUCAACGAAGAAGAAGCAGAGCCAGUAAUACUCAUCGAUGGUUGCUACCUAAACUCCAAAGAAGGCCCUGGGCUGAGAAUGUUGGAUGCCCCUGAGAUAAUGGCAGAUCCGGAGAGCAUGCUGGACAUGUUUGAAGACGAGAUGUUUCUAAUUGAAGAUGACGAAAUGUUCCAAGAUGGUGGAGAGAGCUCGCAUGGAAGCAACUGA
This is a messenger RNA of Microthlaspi erraticum, 489 nucleotides long. The record is from the annotation of a GenBank genome assembly. Lineage: Eukaryota; Viridiplantae; Streptophyta; Magnoliopsida; Brassicales; Brassicaceae.